This is a messenger RNA of Zingiber officinale, 630 nucleotides long. RefSeq names its product agglutinin-2-like. The coding region runs from base 1 to 630 and encodes 209 amino acids. Gene Ontology annotation, molecular function: carbohydrate binding. Lineage: Eukaryota; Viridiplantae; Streptophyta; Magnoliopsida; Zingiberales; Zingiberaceae. The transcript has a single exon. The record is from RefSeq and is a predicted model, not a curated record.
AUGUGUAGAUCAAGGAUUUUGAUCUCUACGUUCGUGAUUUGUUUCUUAGCCGGCUUUCCUUCCUCGAGCUCUCUCUCGUUCAACUUCGCUAGCUUCCCAAACGAUGUCUUCGUGUCCGAUAUCCUUCUCCAAGGCGAUGCGGAUAACGGCAAUGGUGGCAUCGAGCUCACCAAAGACACCUUAAUCGGAACGGUCGCCGAGAGUGGGGGCAGAGCGAGCUACCAGAAGGAUAUCUUCCUCCUCUGGGACGCGCAAACCAUGCAGCUGUCAGAUUUCACUACUCGUUUUGUCUUCGACAUCAGGCCUCAGGCGCAGACUAAUUUUACCGGCGACGGCCUCGCUUUCUUCUUGUCGGUGCCGAUGCUCCAUGUCCCCAACAAUUCCUUAGGCGGCAGCCUGGGCCUCUUUACUUGGUCACCUCAUCUUCCCACACCCCCGGAGAACACAACGGUGGCGGUGGAGUUCGAUACAUUCUCAAAUGGCGAGAUCGUUAAUGACCCGGCUGGAAGCCACAUCGGAAUCGACAUCAACUCAGUGAACUCGACGGUGACGGCAAGUUGGAGCAAUUUUAUGGGAAAGACGACCGGCAAGUUGGAGCAAUUUUAUGAAGGUUUUUUCACCGGCAAGUAA